AGUUCGUCACUGUUUGGUGUUGGAGUUCAGGCGCCUCGAGUUGUUUUCGGUUUAAUUUCUGGUGCGGUUAGAAUUUUGUUUAGGUUCAAAUCAGACUCGAAGCAGAAGCAGUGAUCAAAGAUAUCAGCAUUGAUAAACAUAUCACUGAAGAUCUUGAUCAUAUUCAUCGCCGCAUCGGAGUCCGUUUAGUCAGCGCAACUUGUGUCGAGAUGAGUGUGGAAGCGUACGGGCCGAGUUCUCAAACGCUCACCUUCCUGGACACCGAAGAAGCGGAGCUACUUGGAGCAGAUACCCAGGGAUCGGAGUACGAGUUUACCGAUUUUACCCUACCUAGCCAGACACAAACUCAAGGCCACACCCAGAGUCAGCUGGACAAUCAGGUGAAUGGUCCUAAUGAAGGGCUUCACAAUGGAGGGGUUGAUGAUGUUGCCAAGGCGAGCCAAAUUCUCUCUGAGUUGAACUUUGAGGAGGAUGAAGAGGACACCUAUUACACUAAAGACCUCCCACUGCAUGCCUGCAGUUACUGUGGCAUCCAUGAUCCUGCGUGUGUGGUGUACUGCAACACAAGCAAGAAGUGGUUCUGCAAUGGACGUGGCAAUACAUCUGGCAGCCACAUCGUAAACCACUUGGUGAGAGCCAAAUGCAAAGAGGUGACUCUGCACAAAGACGGGCCGCUGGGCGAGACGGUGCUGGAGUGCUACAACUGUGGCUGUCGCAACGUCUUCCUCCUGGGCUUCAUACCUGCCAAGGCCGACUCUGUGGUGGUGCUGCUGUGCAGGCAGCCAUGUGCCAGUCAGAGCAGCCUGAAAGACAUAAACUGGGACAGCUCCCAGUGGCAGCCGCUGAUCCAGGACCGUUGCUUCCUGUCCUGGCUGGUAAAGAUCCCCUCGGAGCAGGAGCAACUCCGGGCCCGCCAGAUAACCGCCCAACAGAUCAACAAGCUAGAGGAGCUCUGGAAGGACAAUCCAACAGCCACUCUGGAGGAUCUGGAGAAGCCCGGUGUAGACGAGGAGCCUCAACAUGUGCUGCUGCGCUAUGAGGAUGCCUAUCAGUACCAGAACAUCUUUGGCCCCCUUGUCAAACUGGAGGCCGACUACGACAAAAAGCUUAAAGAGUCCCAGACCCAAGAUGAUAUAACGGUCAGGUGGGACCUGGGGCUGAAUAAAAAGCGGAUUGCCUAUUUCUCCUUGCCCAAGACGGAUUCAGGUGACAUGCGGCUGAUGCAGGGAGAUGAGAUUUGUCUGCGCUACAAAGGAGACCUGGCCCCACUUUGGAAAGGCAUCGGCCAUGUCAUCAAAGUCCCAGACACACCCUUUGUGAAAGACUAUGGAGAUGAGAUUGCUAUAGAAUUGCGCAGCAGUGUCGGAGCACCUGUGGAAACAACCCACGACUACCAGGUGGAUUUCGUGUGGAAGUCCACUUCCUUUGACAGAAUGCAGAGUGCCCUGAAGACCUUUGCUGUGGACGAGACGUCCGUGUCAGGCUACAUCUACCACAAACUGCUGGGCCACGAAGUGGAGGAUGUCAUCAUCAAGUGUCAGCUGCCCAAACGCUUCACUGCCCAGGGCCUGCCCGAUCUCAACCACUCUCAGGUGUAUGCUGUGAAGACUGUGCUGCAAAGACCCCUCAGUCUUAUCCAAGGCCCCCCCGGCACUGGGAAAACUGUCACCUCUGCCACCAUAGUGUACCAGCUCGCCAGGCAGGGCAACGGACCCGUGCUGGUGUGUGCUCCCAGUAACAUCGCGGUGGACCAGCUGACUGAGAAGAUCCACAUGUCAGGUCUGAAGGUGGUCCGGCUGUGUGCUAAGAGCAGAGAGGCCAUCGACUCCCCCGUCUCAUUCCUGGCGCUGCACAACCAGAUCCGCAACAUGGACAGUAUGCCAGAGCUGCAGAAGCUGCAGCAGCUGAAGGAUGAGACCGGGGAGCUGUCGUCUGCUGAUGAGAAGCGUUACCGGGCCCUGAAGCGCACCGCUGAGCGAGAGCUGCUCACGAAUGCGGAUGUGAUCUGCUGUACCUGUGUGGGGGCAGGAGAUCCACGUCUGGCCAAGAUGCAGUUCCGCUCCAUCUUGAUUGAUGAGAGCACCCAGGCCACCGAGCCAGAGUGCAUGGUGCCUGUGGUCCUGGGUGCCAAGCAGCUCAUUCUGGUGGGAGACCACUGCCAGCUGGGCCCAGUAGUGAUGUGUAAGAAGGCAGCCAAAGCAGGCCUGUCCCAGUCUCUAUUUGAGCGUUUGGUGGUGCUGGGCAUCAGGCCCAUUCGUCUGCAGGUGCAGUACCGUAUGCACCCGGCCCUCAGCUCUUUCCCCUCCAACAUCUUCUAUGAGGGCUCCCUGCAGAAUGGAGUCACCGCUGCUGACCGCAUCAAGAAAGGCUUUGACUUCCAGUGGCCGCAGCCAGACAAGCCCAUGUUCUUCUAUGUAACUCAAGGCCAGGAGGAAAUAGCCAGCUCUGGAACGUCCUACCUGAACAGAACUGAGGCGGCCAACGUGGAGAAGAUCACAACCAGGCUGCUGAAGGCUGGGGCCAAGCCUGACCAGAUAGGCAUCAUCACCCCCUACGAGGGCCAGAGGUCCUACCUGGUGCAGUACAUGCAGUUCAGUGGUUCCCUCCAUACAAAACUCUACCAGGAGGUUGAGAUCGCCAGCGUGGACGCGUUCCAGGGCAGGGAGAAGGACUUUAUCAUCCUGUCGUGCGUACGAGCCAACGAGCACCAGGGCAUCGGCUUCCUCAAUGACCCGCGCCGUCUCAACGUGGCCCUCACCAGAGCCAAGUAUGGGGUGAUCAUUGUGGGCAACCCAAAGGCCCUGUCCAAGCAGCCUCUGUGGAACCACCUUCUCAACUACUACAAGGAGCAGAAGGUUCUGGUGGAGGGACCCCUCAACAACCUGAGAGAGAGCCUGAUGCAGUUCAGCAGGCCCCGCAAGCUGGUCAAUGCCAUCAACCCUGGAGCCCGGUUCAUGAGCACUGCCAUGUAUGAUGCCCGUGAGGCCCUCAUCCCUGGGUCUGCCUACGAUCGCAGCAGCGCAGGGCGUCCAUCCAACAUGUAUUUCCAAACCCACGAUCAGAUCGGCAUGAUUGGGACCGGGCCAGCCCACAUGGCGGCCAUGAACAUGCCUAUUCCCUUCAACUUAGUGGUGCCCCCCAUGCCUCCGCCAGGCUACCUGGCCCAGGCCAACGGCCCUGCUGCAGGUCGUGGUGGGGUGCUGAAAGGCAAAGCGGGGCGUGGCGGGCGCCAGAGGACCCGCGGUAUGGGGAACCACGGUAGCAGCGGGCAGGCCAACGGGCACAACAGCCAGGCUAGCCAGGACGUAUCUUCCCAGCCCUUCUCCCAGGGGCCACUCACCCAGGGCUACAUCACCAUGAGUCAGCCCUCCCAGAUGAGCCAGCCUGGCCUCUCCCAGCCUGAACUUUCCCAGGACAGUUAUUUAGGUGACGAGUUCAAGUCCCAGAUCGACGUGGCUCUGUCGCAGGAUUCGACUUACCAGGGUGAACGUGCAUACCAACAUGGUGGAGUGACUGGACUGUCACAGUACUAGAGUGUUGUUGGAAGAGGAGCUAGGCUUGAGCUGAGCUUAGUUCAUCAGCAUUUUAAUCUGGGUAAUAAUAAAAACAAAAAAUGGAUACCUGUUUUCCUCUACAACUGAAGCACCACCGUGUGAAAUCAACGGGAGAGAGAAAACAACCAAUCGCGAGAGAGAAAGUGGUAGAAAAAAUGGACGGCCAGGAAGAGGGAACGUGUGGGAGUGAGGGACCACUGCCGGCACAUGGGAACGAAAGCGAGAGGAAGACGGUGGCCAGCGGUCGAGCUGUCGUGAGGAAGACGAAACGAGGAACUCCCUCCCUCUACAACCCUUUUCCCACCUCCCAUUCUAACCUCACACCUCUGUCUGAGAGAAUGACCAGUUAUCCAGAGGACCUUGCUCUUUGAUCAGCUAACAGAGAAAGAAAGACAAGUUCUCAAGCAACUUGGCUGGGGGAGCACUUUCCACUAACUCUCGAAGCGGAUAACAAGAAAGUAGAGGGGGGAGGGUGUGGAACACUUCAAGCAGGCAACAUAGGAAAUCGUCACCUCAAUGUUGAUCACUUGCGGUGUUGAUCUCAACUCUCAGACCUGAAAUCUCAUCAAAUGACCGCAAGAGGAACCGUCUCCAAGAGGAACCGUCUCCAAGAGGAACAGUGGCAGUUCACAUCGUCGUUCAACUUUGAGUUGAAAAGUUUUCUCCACUAAAGUCUGAUAAUAAAGAACUUUGAAUUGAAAUGCCUUUGAUGGCCUUCGGAACCAUUUGGCUUUUUCAACAGGUCUUUUCAGAAACAGGUGGUUAACUAGAAGUCUGGUGGAGUUGAGUGGCACGGGGAUAUCAGAGGAAUGUUUCUGAAGUGGUGAGCUCUGGAUCCAAGAGAUCUUUAAUCAUGAGACUAUUUGUUUUUGAAGUACCUUAUUGCAGAGCGCAAAAUAUUUAAUAGAAAAAUGACCAGCAUUGAAGAAUAUUGACUCAAUAUUAUUUGAAGUUGCAGCAAAGGCUUUUUUGAUCUUUUGAAAGGGGGGUUACAUGAGAUGACGCCCGCUGUGCUUGUUCAGCGGAUAAUAUUCUAUGUUUUAAAUGUUUUUAUGUUUAGAUUGGCAGCGGCUUUGAAUGAAUGCUUUUCUUGGGCGAAUUCCUUGUGGAUGUAAGAGCCAUCAGCAUGAACACUGAGCUAUUAAUGGAAACUGAUUUCCACUAUAGUCUACACACUUUUGUGUUACUAUUGAAGUUGCAGGUGGCUAGGUGUGAAAUGCGCUACAUGGACGAAGGUAUGUGGACACACCUUCAAAUGAGUGAAUUCAGGUAUUUCAGAUGUAUACAGUCGAGCACACAGCCAUGAAAUCUCCAUAGACAAACAUUGGCAGUAGAAUGGCCCGUACUGAAGAGCUCUGACUUUCAAAGUGGCGACAUCAUAGGAUGUCACUUUUCCAACAAGUCGGUUGCUGCCCUGCUAGAGCUGCCCGGGUCAACUUCAAGUGCUGGUAUUGUGAAGUGGAAAUGUCUAGGAGCAACAAUGGCUCACCCGCGAUGUGGUAGGCCACACAAGCUCACAGAAUGGGACCGUAGCACGUAAUAAUCGCCUGUCCUCAGUUGCAACACUCACUAUCGAGUUUCAAACUGCCUCUGGAAGCAACGUCAACACAAUAACUGUUCAUCGGGAGCUUCAUGAAAUGGCUUUCCUUGGCCGAGUAGCUACACAAGCCGAAGAUCACCAUGCGCAAUGUUAAGCUUCGGUUGGAGUGGUGUAAAGCUCGCCACCAUUGGACUCUGGAGCAGUGGAAAUGCGUUUUCUGCAGUGAUAAAUCACGCUUCAUCAUCUGGCAGUCGGACGGAUGAAUCUGGGUUUGGUGGAUGCCAGGAGAACACUACCUGCCCGAAUGAAUAGUGCCAACUGUAAAGUUUGGUGAAGGAGGAAUAAUUGUCUGGAGCUAUUUUUCAUGGUUCGUGCUAGGCCCCUUAGUUCCAAUGAACGGAAAUAUUAACACCACAGCAUACAUUGACAUUCUAGACGAUUCUGUGCUUCCAACUUUGUGGCAAAAGUUUUGGAAAAGAUCUUUCCUGUUUCAGCCUGCCAAUGCCCCCGUGCACAAAGUGAGGUCCAUACAGAAAUGGUUUGUCUUUUGGGAUGAAUUAGAACGCCAACUGCGAGCCAGGCCUAGUUGCCCAACCUCACUAAUGCUCUUGUGGCUGAAUGGAAGCAAGUACCCGCAGCAAUGUUCCAACAUCUAGUGCUGUUAUAGCAGCAAAGGGGGGCCGACUCCAUAUUAUUGCCCAUGAUGGGGCGGCAUGGUAGCCUAGUGGUUAGAGCGUUGGACUAGUAACCGAAAGGUUGCAAGUUCGAAUCCCCGAGCUGACACGGUACAAAUCUGUCGUUCUGCCCUUGAACAGGCAGUUAAUCCACUGUUCCUAGGCCGUCAUUGAAAAUAAGAAUUUGUUCUUAACUGACUUGCCUAGUAAAAUUAAAAUUAAAAUGAUUUUGGAAUGAGAUGUUCGAUGUGGAGGUGUCCACAUACUUUUGGUCAUGUAGUGUAACAGUUAAGGAAUAGACUAGGAUGGUGGCUGGAAGAAGGAUAAGGCUUG
Messenger RNA from Oncorhynchus masou masou (cherry salmon), 6101 nucleotides. RefSeq names its product regulator of nonsense transcripts 1-like. The record is from RefSeq and is a predicted model, not a curated record. Gene Ontology annotation, molecular function: RNA binding; DNA binding; ATP binding. The transcript is spliced from 24 exons. Gene Ontology annotation, cellular component: cytoplasm. The coding region runs from base 210 to 3533 and encodes 1107 amino acids. NCBI's taxonomy places the organism in Eukaryota, Metazoa, Chordata, Actinopteri, Salmoniformes, Salmonidae. Gene Ontology annotation, biological process: nuclear-transcribed mRNA catabolic process, nonsense-mediated decay.